Kuraishia capsulata CBS 1993 is the source of this 1380-nucleotide messenger RNA. RefSeq lists its product as uncharacterized. NCBI's taxonomy places the organism in Eukaryota, Fungi, Ascomycota, Pichiomycetes, Pichiales, Pichiaceae. Gene Ontology annotation, cellular component: clathrin adaptor complex; clathrin-coated vesicle. Bases 1 to 1380 code for a protein of 459 amino acids. Gene Ontology annotation, molecular function: clathrin-cargo adaptor activity. The record is from RefSeq and is a predicted model, not a curated record. Gene Ontology annotation, biological process: vesicle-mediated transport; intracellular protein transport. The transcript has a single exon.
AUGGCCUCGUCCAUUCAUUUUCUGGAUUUGAAGGGCAAGGCUCUGCUGUCGCGAGACUAUAAGGGCGAUAUACCCAAUGGUGCACUAGAGAAGUUCCCCGUCUUGCUGGUAGACCACACCAACACUGGGCUCGGCUCAGAUGAGACUUCGUUGCCGCCUGUUCUGUACGACAACGGCAUCAAUUAUAUCUACGUGGUACACAAGGAUCUCUACAUCCUGGCGAUGACUAGGGAGAACACCAAUGUGUUUGCCAUAAUGAUCUUCCUGAACAACCUCGUCAAGGUGCUGAUCAACUAUUUCAAGUCUCUUCAGGAGGAGGCGAUCCGCGACAAUUUCGUGAUAAUGUACGAGCUCUUGGAUGAGAUGAUGGAUUUUGGACUUCCCCAGAUUACAGACCCGAAGAUUUUGAAGGAAUAUAUCACGCAAAAAUCAUACACCUUGGAGGAAGCUUUGGGCCAGAUCCGCGCCUCUUCUACAGGGCAACAAGCUGCGCCAAAGUUGCCGCCUUCCACAUUGACCAAAUCUAUCAGCUGGAGAUCCGAGGGCAUUGUAUACAAGAAGAAUGAGGCUUUCUUGGAUGUUAUAGAGUCGAUCAACAUGACGAUCAACGCCAAGGGCCAGACGCUGAGUUCGGAAAUUCUGGGCAGAAUCAAUGUCAAGAGCAAUCUAUCUGGUAUGCCUGAUCUGCGGCUGGGGCUAAAUGAAAAGUUCCUGAAUAGUGGAGCCAGGUUGGCAGAGUCUGGUGCCGGUGUUGCUUCAGACCGCGCGGUGACGAACGAACUGGAAGACGUCAAGUUUCACCAGUGCGUGAGGCUGUCGAAGUUCGAAAACGAGAAGAUCAUCACGUUUGUUCCUCCAGAUGGAGAGUUUGACCUAAUGACAUACCGAAUUCUGUCUCCGUCCAUCAACCAAUUGUUUGUGGUGGACUACAAGAUGCAGAACCAUUCCAACACAAGGCUGGAAAUUUUACUUAAGGUGAGGACCAACUUCAAGCCAAAGUUAGUCUGCAAUAACCUUGAAAUUUACAUUCCUUGUCCAGAUGACAUCUCGUCACCAAAAUUUGGCCGCACAAAGGGUUCCGUCAAAUAUCUGCCCGACAAAUCGUGUCUGUGCUGGAAGUUCAAGUCGAUCAACGGUGGUAAGGAGUAUUCCAUGAUAGCCGAGCUCCAACUGCCUUCAGUCCACAGCGGUGACGAAUAUCAAUUGGAGAGCUUCAGAAAGAGACCCCUCAAGCUCAAUUUCCAGAUCCCAUACUACACCACUUCGGGACUCCAAGUGCGCUAUCUUCGAAUCAACGAGUCCAAGUUGAACUACCAGGCCUAUCCUUGGGUCAGGUAUGUUACCCAGAGUGGCGAUGAUUACGUGAUCAGGGUCAGUUGA